Molecule: messenger RNA, 5526 nt
Organism: Cotesia glomerata
Lineage: Eukaryota; Metazoa; Arthropoda; Insecta; Hymenoptera; Braconidae
Gene: nAChRalpha6
Product: acetylcholine receptor subunit alpha-type acr-16
Exons: 15
Coding region: 1484-3184 (566 amino acids)
Biological process (GO): chemical synaptic transmission; signal transduction; monoatomic ion transmembrane transport
Cellular component (GO): synapse; neuron projection; postsynaptic membrane
Molecular function (GO): transmembrane signaling receptor activity; acetylcholine-gated monoatomic cation-selective channel activity
Source: RefSeq, a predicted model, not a curated record
CUUACGCGCGAGUACGGCUUUUACGUCGUAUUUAUAGUAAUAAUAUAGGGGUCCGUUAGUUUGUUAUCGCGCAAAGAUAUUAACGCGCAUUCAUGGACUCCAAUUAUUAAUUAUUAAUUUUUUUUAAUAAUGUAUCUACGUUUAACAACGUUUUAAACUAAAAGCUUAAUCGAGUUAUAUUUUAAAUAAUUUUUUAUUUUAAUUGAAGAUAUUAAAUAUUAAUUAAGUCAAUGGUGAUUAUCAUUGCACUGAGUGGUUAAAUAAUGAUGAUUAAUUAAGUUAAUAAAUUAAUGAGCCACUGGUAGAGUUUACAAAUGAUGCCCAGGGAUUGAUGCUCCGACGUUUAACAGAUGUAAAGUCCAAAUUUUAGUAUUGUGAAGCCCCUGGUUACGGCGGACGAACCGCGUGGUGUUACUACUUGGAAAUAGCCGAUUAAUUCUUGGACGCCGGCGCGGUCUGCUGUCAUCGUCUGUUCACUCGAGUCAUUAAACCUCGAGAGGACUUUGGCCUCUGAAAACGGGUGCACUCCCGAUUGCCCUGGGGGUGUGUGUUUGUGGACCGUCAACUGUGUCUGUGAGGAUGUAUAUCCUGUAAGAGUUUAGUGGAUUUACUGUCAGGCUUAGCAGUGUUUGUUAACGUUGAGGAGCUAAGUACCGGAGACUUGGUUGCCGGACGAGCUAUACCACUCCGGGACACCUGUAAGCACCAGAAACGUUAACGCCCGAGGAUGCGAGUGCCUUGAAUUGGAUUAAAACUCCCAACAAGCACCGGGUCCUUUCAAAGUUUACAUUCUAAGUUUCUAAACUUCUUGGACACUUAUUUAAAGUUGUCCAUUGUUUUGUUUAUUUAUACUUCUAUACUGCUUUGAUGAGAAAUUGUUUCUUCAAGUGACUGCGCUAGAACAACACAAACUGCAGAGAGGAAAAAAUAAAUUGCUGCGAAAGAUAAGACAGAAUAAAAAAUAUCUUCAUACGUAUAUGUUGUAACAAAAAAGGCGCCGCUGAGAGACAGAAGGUAUGAAAGAGGAAUGUGUUAAGGACUGGGGGCGAGGAUAAUCAUCCGUCCCUUCUAAAAAAAAUAAAAAAUAAAAAAAACCGUGCGCCAUAACGGGCGUAAUUUAGUUAUCAGGCAAAAGUGAGGUGCGAAGAAAGAUAAUAUUGUUGCCGGGUAUGACGGCCAAGUCGGGAGGUCGGCGGGAGUUUAUGAAGGCUUCGUGCGAGUAGUGAUAGGUCUCUAAGUGUCCCUGGGGUCGAUGGGCACUGUCAUACCUUUUUAAGAAGCCAAUGGUCUGGGAAAAGUCAUUAAAUUGAAAUAAAAAAAAGUUUUGUAGAUUAAACGACAAAUAUAAAAUGAAAUGAUUGAUUUUUUGGUGAUAACAAUUAGCUUGUAGCUGUGAAAAGUGAUAAUUUAAAAAGUGGUAACAUCUUGAGUAAAAAAUUAAACGGGUUUUAGAGACAGAUAGAGACGUCAUUGAAUAUCAAUAAUGGUGGAAAGAAGAAUAAGGAUGAGGUCGACCGAGACGAAGAAAAUGUCUAGUGAAAAGGAAAAACGAAGAAGGAUGAGUGUCUUGGUCUUGAGAUGCCGUGGGUUACAGACUUGGAUGUUGAGUCUCAGUUUUGUCAUUGUACUUCUUGCAACCCUGCCACAAGAAUGCAACUGUGGAGCUAACGAAAGAAGAUUAUUGAAAGACCUUUUGGAUAAGUAUAACACCCUUGAGCGGCCAGUUGCGAAUGAAAGUGAAGCUCUAGAAGUAAAAUUCGGCAUAACACUUCAGCAAAUAAUUGAUGUGGAUGAAAAGAACCAAAUUCUCACAACGAAUGCCUGGUUGAAAUUGGAAUGGACGGAUUACAAUCUCCAGUGGAAUGAGACAGACUACGGCGGGGUUAAAGAUUUAAGGAUAACGCCAAACAAACUUUGGAAACCAGACGUCCUUAUGUACAACAGUGCGGAUGAGGGUUUUGACGGGACGUACCAAACAAACGUGGUGGUCACGCAUAACGGCAGUUGCCUGUACGUCCCACCGGGCAUCUUCAAGAGCACAUGCAAGAUAGACAUCACUUGGUUCCCCUUUGACGACCAACACUGUGACAUGAAGUUCGGAUCCUGGACCUACGACGGCAACCAGCUCGAUCUCAUACUCAACUCCGAGGAGGGAGGUGACUUGUCCGAUUUCAUCACUAACGGAGAGUGGGACCUCAUCGGAAUGCCCGGGAAGAAAAACACAAUAAGAUACCAAUGCUGCCCGGAGCCAUACGUCGACAUCACAUUCACAAUACAUAUCCGCAGGCGGACACUCUAUUACUUCUUCAAUCUCAUCGUACCAUGCGUACUUAUAUCCAGUAUGGCACUACUUGGGUUCACCCUGCCUCCAGACUCCGGCGAAAAGCUCACCCUAGGAGUGACCAUUCUACUGUCGCUGACAGUCUUCUUGAACCUCGUUGCCGAGAGUAUGCCAACGACUUCGGACGCUGUUCCGUUAAUAGGAGUGACCAUUUUGCUAUCACUGACGGUGUUCCUCAAUCUUGUUGCUGAGACCCUGCCACAGGUCUCCGAUGCUAUACCGUUGUUAGGAACGUACUUCAACUGCAUAAUGUUCAUGGUGGCAAGUAGUGUGGUCCUAACAGUCCUGGUGCUCAACUAUCAUCAUAGAACGGCGGAUAAUCACGAGAUGCAACUAUGGGUCAAAGUGGUACUGCUUGAAUGGCUUCCAUGGGUGCUUCGUAUGAAGAGGCCUGGUAGGAAGAUCACAUGGAAAACCAUAACAAACAACCGCAAGAUGCGGGAAAUGGAGCGGAAAAAUAAAAGUAGCAAGAGCCUCAUUGCAAACGUUCUUGAUAUGAACGACGAUUAUCGAUUGAAGCCUACUGUCUCUAGUGUCAGCUCAACUUAUACUCGCACCUCGGGUCAUGACACACCUCGCAGACCAACCACCGUCGAGGAGACCACUAUCGGUAUGCCCUACAAUGGGGCUUCUUGCCACUACAGUGAGCUCAAGACCAUACUAGGCGAAUUGCAGUUUAUUACUAAACGCAUGAAAAAAGCCGAUUGGGAAAAUGAGGUCAUCAGUGAUUGGAAGUUUGCUGCCAUGGCUGUUGACAGGCUGUGUCUGAUUGUAUUCACACUAUUCACGCUGAUUGCAACGAUAGCAGUUCUCUUAUCAGCGCCACAUAUAAUCGUCCAGUAGUAAACUGCCCAGGCCCAGCAGCCAAAAAACCUUUCCGAAGAAGGCUCCUCCUGAUUCUAGACAUGGAAGAACGAAUCAGCCAAGUCAAAAAAACCAUCAAGUAGUGUCUCACUGGAAACAGUCAGACACGUACAGUACACAAGUUUACUACGCAAAAGUUUGCCGUCAGUUAGCGAACAAAUGUGAAGAGCGUUUAGUCAUUCUUCUCAUCGGUACUCAGCAGUACUGUUGAUGUUUACCCUUUGAUGUGAAUUUAAUUUGCAAGUAAACGACGUGUAAGAAAUAAGAACAAAUAAAUUACAACACAAGAACAACAAGUUAAACUUGGCUACAAGAUUCGUCCAUGCGAAGCUGAAGGAAAAUUCUUCAAAGACCUUUCAAAAAAUUCUCCAAGUACUUUCGAUAACUUACAACUCUACUCACAUUAUUAUAUCUUCUCGACACAAUUCUCCGCGACGAGUUUACCAUCGAAAAAAAUAAUCGUCUCCGUCAGAACAACAUCAUGACCAAUUAAAUGAAAUUACAUUUGAAUACGUGCAAAUAAAAGUACUGGAGGUUUUUUCGCUCUCUACGAAAUUAAAAUGAUUUUAAAUACUCGCAGAGAAAUAAAUUAUCGAUAUUAUUAAUUCUCAACGAUAAAGAAAAAUCAUACGAAGACACAAUAAUAAUAAUAAUAACUACAAGCAACAAUUAUAUCGAAUAUAUUAUUUAUCUGCGAGAAAAAGCUCACAACAAAACAGACAUUAAUCUAUCUCUCUCUUCAAAAUCUUUUUUAUCGUCAUGCCAAUACACGUUCGCGAAUCUUAUAUACAAGACGAAGAUAAGUAAGGCUCGAUAAAUAAUCGCCGCAAUAAUAAUAAUAACAACAGCAACAACAACAAUAAAAAAACUGCCAAUCGAUUCGCUCGCGUUUAAAUAAACUCUACUCGCUGGCGAUAAAAAGAGACACGAAUAAAAAAAAAAACGUUCACUUUUUAUCCACGCUACGAAGAUUCACCGAUAUAAUACAUCUUCGGCAAUUAACUACAACACAAUCACAAACUAAAAAAAAAUCAUAAAUAAAUAAAUAUUUAUAAAUAUAUAUAGGAUAUAAACCGGGGAAUUAAUGCCCGUCUAUAAAAAAUAACUAUAUAUAUUUAUAUAUAUUUCAUGUUUCAUAUAAAAUAGCCAUAUGUGUACUGAACCAAUAUGUAUAUCUACAUCUAUAUCUAUAUGAAGCGUUAAGCUUUAACUUUGUUUAUUCACCGCGUGUAAAUAUAUAUAAAUUUACCAGCAGAAUAAAAUAAAAUUAUGUAGAGCGUAAUUUUUUAGAUUUUGCACGCGACAAGGAGCGUUUGUGUUUGGCAAAGUUAGACAUUUUUAACGUUUUCAUUCUAUUAAUUAAAUAUUAUUUUUUAUUUUAAUAGCGAAAUCACCGCCGCAGUCUAUAGUACGUGCGACUGUUUGAGGUAGUAAAUUUUUUUAAAAUCAUAAUACAGAUGAUAAAACUCGACGAAUAAAUCUAAUCGAAUUUUUUAAUUUAACUAAACAACAAAGUAAAACAAAUGUAAUAUAUAUUUUUUAGUGACAAUCUAUUCUCAGUCAGUCAGAGAAAAAGUUUCAUUACAGUCCUUUCACAUGCUGGCAUAUCAUGUUGAAUGAUGUACACGCGAGCUAAAAAGUCCUUUGUUAACUUUCGAGUUAAAUUUAUAUUACUUAUCAACGCUUGUCACCUACCAGACAGUUUUUAUUAAUUGCUCUUUUCUAGUCCUGUAUAAAAUAUUGAAUCGCAAUAUAUACAUUUAAAAUAAAGAAUAACCACAAAAUCAAAUAAAUAAAUGACUUGUUAAGUAAUGCAUAUAUCUAAAUUUGAUUUGAUUUAAGACAGAGAUUCGAGCAUAAAGUCCUUAAUUGUUUUUCUGUCUUGUCAGACAAGCUUAAAUGGAUUUUCGAAAAACGUACAGACUUAAAAGACUUGCUUGCAGACACAUGUCAUGAGCAUACAAAACAAUUAGUUUAAAUAAUUAAGUUGUCGAGAGGAUAAAUGACAGAUUGUUUAAGAACGCUAACGGUAGUUUCAAUACUUGACAAGUCUAUUUAAUUUUAUAAAGGGAAAUUAUUUUAUUUUAAUGAAAGUUUAUUACCUCAAACGUCACACGUUUAGUAUUUGAUAUGAUGAAUUUUAAAAAUCUUAAUGAGCGUCGUUAGAGAAUGAGUCGAGAAUAUAAACCCGCUAUUGCUGUCUCCUGUCACUCCUAAACCUUGCGCUGGGCUUGAAGUAACGGAAUUAGUAAAUAAAUAAAUUAGUAAAUAAAUAAUUAGAUAAAUAAAUAAAUAAAUAUAUAGCUCGUUAAUAAAUAACG